AUGGCAGCCUCUUUACCUACAAUCGUCCUAGUGCAAGGCGCCUGGCAUACCCCUGCCAACUACAAGAGCUACAGCGACGCUUUAGAAGCACAAGGAUUCAAGGUCCUUUGUCCACAGCUUCCUUCAUGCAACAACAAAUCUCCUCCUGUUUCUUCAUUUACAGAAGACAACAUCUGUACAGAAGCAGGCUUUGCCGAACUCUGGCCUCAAUUUAUCCAGAAUUUUGAUGAUGGGUCGACAUUCCCCGUCGAUCCAUCUCUCUUGUUCCUUGGCAGUGUAGAACAGGAUAUUGUUGAUAAAGCACUGUCGAAUCUGGUGAGGUCUCCAAUGUCGGCGUUUGAGGCGAAGUCAAAGGGAGAUGCGUGGAGGAGAGUUCCUGUUACGUAUAUUUUGACGCAGCAGGAUUAUUCAGUGCCAAGACUGUAUCAGGAUCUUAUGCUUGAGAAGGUAAAGAGUGAGGGGGUCGUGAUUAAGACGAAGGAUUAUGAGACUUGUCAUAGUGUUUUUAUUACGAAAGAGAAGGAAAUGGUGGAUGCCGUUGUGGUUGCAGCGAGUGAUAAGAGGAAUCUGAUAUAG
Botrytis porri is the source of this 576-nucleotide messenger RNA. RefSeq lists its product as uncharacterized. The coding region runs from base 1 to 576 and encodes 191 amino acids. The record is from RefSeq and is a predicted model, not a curated record. NCBI's taxonomy places the organism in Eukaryota, Fungi, Ascomycota, Leotiomycetes, Helotiales, Sclerotiniaceae. The transcript is spliced from 2 exons.